CCAAAAUUUCUCUUCAGAUGCAGGCACACUAUCAGACUUUCCGCGAUACCCUCAAGCAUUCAAAGCACACUAUAGUAGUUUGUGGGGCUGGGCUUUCGGCCGCCUCUGGGAUACCUACUUUUCGAGGAGCAGGAGGCUUAUGGAGGACUUUCAAUGCUAUCUCCCUCGCAACUCCACAAGCUUUUGAUCGCGAUCCCAGCGUCGUUUGGCAAUUCUAUCAUUACCGACGGGAAGUUGCACUGGCGGCCAGUCCCAACCGCGCCCACAACAUUCUUGCGUCACUCUCACUCUCUUCCUCCCCAUUUCGUGGUCCUGGGUCCUCAUUCAAGGUCAUUACUCAAAAUGUAGAUGGACUCAGUAUUAAUGCUGCGCUAGCUGUGUCUAAUCCGACCGAAGCAUUGGAUGCUAUCAUUCAGAUGCACGGCUCAAUUCUCUCUACCACUUGCAUGGAUUGCGAUCAUGAGGAGGAGAAUCGUAGCUCUCCCAUAUGCGAGGCGUUGGGCAGUCAGGAACUAAGUCUCGAGUCUUCUUUGCCUCUGGGAAAUAUCCCUCUGGUUGAUUUGCCACACUGCACCCGCGAAGGCUGCAACGGCUUACUGCGCCCUGCAGUCGUUUGGUUUGGCGAGGAGCCAAGGCGGAUGAAUGAGAUAAAUGAACUAGUCGACAACGCAGACUUGUGCAUUGUGGUUGGGACGUCCUCCACCGUGUAUCCCGCAGCCGGAUUCGCGUUUGCGGUCAAAGAGAACGGAGGGAAGGUCGCAAUUUUCAACCUCGAAAGGACACCCGGAGAUGAUGAGGCAGACUGGUUGUUCCUCGGACCAUGCGAGGAUACGCUUUUCACUGCUGUUGGCUUGUAGUUCGAGUUGUUCUUUGUUAAAAGGCCUUACUCCGUGGUUCAGGAAUCACCAUCAUGCAAUCAGAACUGCCAAUUGGACGUCGUUUCAUCAUCUGGAUAACUAUGCUGAAG
This is a messenger RNA of Cantharellus anzutake, 967 nucleotides long. RefSeq names its product DHS-like NAD/FAD-binding domain-containing protein. The record is from RefSeq and is a predicted model, not a curated record. Gene Ontology annotation, molecular function: NAD+ binding. The transcript has 5 exons. NCBI's taxonomy places the organism in Eukaryota, Fungi, Basidiomycota, Agaricomycetes, Cantharellales, Hydnaceae. Bases 18 to 857 code for a protein of 279 amino acids.